Marmota monax (woodchuck) is the source of this 1110-nucleotide messenger RNA. RefSeq names its product zinc finger HIT-type containing 1 (gene Znhit1). Gene Ontology annotation, biological process: chromatin remodeling. NCBI's taxonomy places the organism in Eukaryota, Metazoa, Chordata, Mammalia, Rodentia, Sciuridae. Gene Ontology annotation, molecular function: nucleosome binding. Gene Ontology annotation, cellular component: Swr1 complex. The coding region runs from base 466 to 918 and encodes 150 amino acids. The record is from RefSeq and is a predicted model, not a curated record. The transcript is spliced from 5 exons.
GUCCAAACCCGACUUGGGACUUUUUCAGUUAUUUGUCUCAAAUCUCUUCACCGACUCUCAGGUCUUUUGGGCAGCCCCCUAAACCGUUCAUUCAGUUUUAUUGAUGCCUGCCCUAAGCCUGGCGCUGAGGAUGGAGAGGAGAAAGAGCCCUGUUACCCCAGAACUGGCUUUCUGUAAGCGGGACGGACACCCGGACCUGCAUUGCCCUUCAGAGUGAUAGGUGCCAUGGCAGAGCGGCGCACGGCGCCUGGGCACAGGCACCCGCCCCAACUCCUAGGAAAGGGAGACCUGGAAGGCUUGGAAGGAAACAGAAACGCUUGAAUUGAGCCUUGAAAGGCGGGUUAAGGUUUCGCACCGCAGAGGUGCCGGGCACUCCGCGAGCAAAGGCAGAGGAGCAAGAAAAAGCAAGUCGCUUAGGAAGCCUGUUCAAAGUUUGGAACUUACAAGCAAACAGUGGCCAGAGGAAUGGGAAAAGUUCGCUCCCAGGACCCUGGACAGCGCCGGGUGCUGGACCGGGCUGCCCGGCAGCGCCGCAUCAACAGGCAGCUCGAGGCCUUGGAGAAUGACAACUUCCAGGACGACCCCCACGCAGGCCUCCCCCAGCUCGGCAAGAGGCUGCCUCAGUUUGAUGAUGAUGCAGACACUGGAAAGAAAAAAAAGAAAACUCGAGGUGAUCAUUUUAAACUUCGCUUCCGAAAAAACUUCCAGGCCUUGCUGGAGGAGCAGAACCUGAGCGUGGCGGAGGGCCCCAACUACCUGACGGCCUGCGCAGGGCCCCCGUCCCGCCCUCAGCGCCCCUUCUGUGCUGUGUGCGGCUUCCCUUCCCCCUACACCUGCGUCAGCUGCGGAGCGCGGUACUGCACGGUGCGCUGUCUGGGCACCCACCAAGAGACCAGGUGUCUGAAGUGGACUGUCUGAGCCUGGGGUCUCCAGAGAGGAAGGACCUCCAUGCACCACCAAGGAAGCGCCCUGAACAGAGGGAGGAGCCACGUGUUCCCCUAGCACAGCUCUGUUGUCCCUGCAGGGACUGCCAGUCUUGCUCCUGGGGUCAUCCAGCAGGGUGGGCCCAGCCUGCAGAGUGCUGUGGUAAUAAAAGGCCUGGUGCCCGGA